AUGGAAGCUCUGGAUAAGCUUAUCACUAAACUAGGAGUCUUGAGGUUGAAGGAUUUGAUCAAGGCUAUUCGAGCAUGUAAAACAGCAGCGGAUGAACGUCAGGUCAUUGCCAAAGAAUCAGCAUUUAUACGGACAAGUUUCAAAGAGGAGAAUGUGGAAACUCGGCAUAUCAAUGUUGCUAAAUUAUUGUAUAUACACAUGCUGGGCUAUCCUGCCCAUUUCGGUCAGAUGGAGUGUCUGAAAUUGGUGGCAUCGCCAAAAUUCGCAGACAAGAGGCUGGGAUAUUUGGGCAUUAUGCUGCUACUAGAUGAGAAUCAGGAAGUCUUGACACUUGUCACGAAUUGCCUCAAAAAUGAUAUGAACAAUCCAAACAUGUAUAUUGUGGGCCUGGCCCUCUGCACACUGGGAAACAUUUCAUCACAGGAGAUGGCUCGUGAUUUAUCAGGAGAAGUAGAAAAACUAUUAGGCAACUCAAAUUCCUACAUUCGCAAAAAAGCAGCGUUGUGUGCCCUCAGAGUUAUUCGUAAAGUGCCAGACCUAAUGGAAAACUUUUUGAAUCGAGCAAAAUCACUAUUGAAUGAACGAAACCAUGGUGUCUUGCUUACUGGAACGACACUCUUGACUGAAAUGUGUCAAUAUAGUCCUGCUGCAACUGCCGAUGUACGCAAACUGGUACCAGCUCUCGUCCGUCACUUGAAGAAUCUCGUGACGGCUGGCUUCUCACCUGAACACGAUGUCAGUGGUGUUACUGAUCCAUUCUUGCAAGUCAAAGUACUCCGCUUGUUGAGAAUUCUGGGUAAAGGAGAUGCUGAAGCCUCUGAUGCCAUGAAUGAUGUCUUAGCUCAAGUAGCGACUAGCACCGAAGGAUCGAAAAAUGUUGGAAAUUCUAUAUUAUAUGAAGCAGUAUUGACGAUUAUGGAUAUUGAGAGUGAUAGCUCGCUACGAGUAUUGGGUGUAAACAUUCUAGGUAGAUUCUUGGCUAAUCGGGAUAAUAAUAUUCGAUAUGUAGCCUUGACGACCCUGACCAAAGCAUGCCAAACCACUCAAUCUGUCGAUGCAGCCGCUUUACAGAGGCAUCGUGCCACUAUAUUAGACUGCUUACGCGACCCUGAUGUAUCUAUUCGACGAAGGGCACUAGAUCUCGUCUUCUUCCUAAUCAACUCGCAAAACAUCCGUAUCUUGACUCGAGAAUUAUUAUCGUAUCUAGAAGUCGCUGAAGGAGACGUGAAAUCAUCCAUCUCAUCCCGUAUAUGUGAAUUUGCUGGUCGAUACCGCCCAAACAAGAGAUGGGAAGUAGAUACAGUAUGUCGUGUAUUACGUGUAGCAGGUUCCUAUGUUGACCAAAAUGUGGUCAACCACUUUGUAAAACUGGUUACAACUGGUCCAGCAGAUCUAUCACAGUAUACUGUACGUAAACUGUACAAUACUAUUAGGAUUGAAGGUGAACGAGCCUUGGCACAAGAAGGGCUUGUUCAAGCUAUGGUUUGGACUGUUGGUGAAUUUGGUGAUGCAUUAGUAAAUGGUACUGCUGUUCUAGUCAUGGAUGAUGCUGAUGAUUCCGGAACCAGUCUUGAGAAUACGAACGAACUUCAAAUGGCUCCCUCUGAACGAGAUGUGCUAGAUAUGUUUACCAGUUUGAUGAGGGGCCCUUAUGCUACUCCCAUUGUUAAAGAGUAUGCUAUUACUGCUAUGGCUAAACUCAGUGGUCGUUUCCAGCAAUCUGAUACUACAGAUGCCAUCAAAUUAUUGAUUGAAAAGUAUCGCACCAACUUUGACUUUGAAAUCCAACAACGUGCUGUUGAAUAUACCAAUCUGUUUGCUCUGGAUCAUGAUACCAGGAUUGCUUUAUUGGAACGUAUGCCUGUGUUGGAAAGCGCUACACGUGAAGAAGCUGCCAAGGGAACUGGAGUUGCGUUAGCUGCAGAUCCUGCCUCUCCAACUGCAGGCAGUCCACCAUCAAAGAUCAAUGGUGCGACAAAUGAUUUAUUGUCAUUGUCUGGUGGAUCCUCAUCGCGACCUGGAGAUGACUUGCUCAACUCAUUAUUGACCAAUAAUACUCCAUCGAUAUCGUCUCGAGGGCCUGCAGCAUCUACAAAGUCUGAUAAUGUAAUGGAUUUGUUGGGUGGCAUUUCUUUAGGAGGCGCUCCAGCACCUGCACAAACCACACCAUCUAUGAUGGCACCAUCGUCUAUGCGACCAGCUACAACAGACUUAUUGGGAGAUAUCUUUGGUGGCGGUAGUAGUGGUAGCAACAGUCUUUCAUCAACAGGAAUGUCUGGCAUGCCAGGAAUGUCACCAAUGAGUUCAACUUCUUCGCCAUCAUCAAAACAGCAACAACAAUCAAUCGAUCCUUUGGCUGGUCUGUUUGGUCCAACACCGACUCCAUCAUCAGCACCAUCACGCCCCAUUAUUACAGCAAUGCCAGUAGCACCUGUUGCAGCAAUGGCUUCACCAUCUCUUGCAACUAGACAAGAUUAUAUUUGUUAUGAUAAAUCGGGAUUGAAAAUCACUUUAUCUCCAACCAAGGAUGCUAUGGGAAUGAAUGUGGAUGUUGGAGUUGUGUUUGCCAAUACGAGUAUUGCUACUAUAUCAGCUAUGGUUUUCCAAGUUGCUGUGCCAAAGUCUUUGAGAUUGCAAAUGCAACCACCAUCAUCAACUGUGCUACCACCAGGAAGUAGUGCCACGCAACAAAUGCGUAUAGAAAAUCCAACGAAAGCUGCUAUUCGACUGCGUCUGAAAGUAUCCUUCCAAGCCAAUGGAGCUGUAGCCGCAGAUGAGAUUGUAGAAUUUUCUGGAUUCCCAGCAUCACUAUGGGCAUAA
Messenger RNA from Synchytrium microbalum, 2820 nucleotides. RefSeq lists its product as uncharacterized. Gene Ontology annotation, molecular function: clathrin-cargo adaptor activity. Gene Ontology annotation, cellular component: Golgi apparatus; AP-1 adaptor complex; membrane coat. Lineage: Eukaryota; Fungi; Chytridiomycota; Chytridiomycetes; Synchytriales; Synchytriaceae. The record is from RefSeq and is a predicted model, not a curated record. The transcript is spliced from 8 exons. Gene Ontology annotation, biological process: intracellular protein transport; Golgi to vacuole transport; receptor-mediated endocytosis. Bases 1 to 2820 code for a protein of 939 amino acids.